AUGGACAUAAGUCACUUUUCCAAUGCAGAAAUGAAUAACUCCACAAACAUAAGUUAUUUGGAGGACAGAAUGACCCUACCAAGUCCUUAUAAAACAGUGGAGGUUGUCUUCAUUGUCCUGGUGGCUGGGUCCCUCAGCCUGGUAACCAUCAUUGGGAACAUCCUGGUCAUGGUGUCCAUAAAAGUCAACAGGCACCUACAAACUGUCAACAAUUACUUCCUUUUCAGCUUGGCCUGCGCUGAUUUGAUCAUCGGUGUCUUCUCCAUGAACCUGUACACACUUUACACUGUGACAGGCUCUUGGCCAUUGGGACCUGUGGUUUGUGACUUGUGGCUGGCCCUUGACUAUGUGGUCAGCAAUGCUUCUGUCAUGAAUCUUCUCAUAAUCAGUUUUGACAGGUACUUUUGUGUGACCAAACCCCUGACCUACCCAGUCAGGCGGACCACUAAGACGGCAGGGAUGAUGAUCGCAGCUGCCUGGGUUCUUUCUUUUAUCUUAUGGGCACCUGCCAUUCUCUUUUGGCAGUUUAUUGUAGGAGAAAGGACGGUACCCGAUAAGGAAUGCUACAUCCAGUUCCUAUCCAAUGCAGCGGUCACCUUUGGCACAGCUAUCGCAGCUUUCUACCUGCCUGUUGUGAUCAUGUCCAUUCUGUACUGGCAAAUAUCCCGGGCCAGUAGGAGCAGGGUUAAAAAAGACAAGAAAGGUGGAGCCCAAAAUCAGGAGCCAGCAUCCCCAAGUUUAGUUCAAGGGAAAAUAGGGAAACCAAAUAAUAACAACCUCCCAACCAAUGAAGAUGGGACCGAACACAAUAAAAUCCUGAACGGUAAAGCCGCUGGGGAGCCAGUCAUGGAGAACUGUGUUCCAGCAGAAGAAAAGGAGAGCUCAAACGACUCCACUUCUGUCAGUGCAGGUGCUUCCAACAUGAAGGAGGAUGAAGCAAUCACGGAGAAUCCCCGAGCUUCUGUCUCCCAGGUGAACGCGAAAGUGGAGAAUUCGAAACUGACCUGCAUUCGGAUCCUCACCAAGUCGCCCAAAGGAGAUUACGGUGGCCCUACUAAUACCGCCGUGGAGAUUGUUGCCACGGAUGGACAAAAUGGGGAGGAGAAGCAGAACAUUGUAGCGCGUAAGAUUGUCAAGAUGACAAAACAGCCUCCCAAAAAGAAGGCCCCUCCUUCCAGGGAGAAAAAAGUGACCAGGACUAUUUUGGCUAUUCUGCUGGCCUUCAUCAUUACUUGGACACCAUACAACGUCAUGGUACUCAUCAACAGCUUCUGUUCGUCUUGUAUUCCCAACACCGUAUGGACAAUUGGUUACUGGUUAUGCUAUAUCAAUAGCACCAUCAACCCUGCUUGCUAUGCUCUUUGCAAUGCUACUUUCAAGAAAACCUUUAAGCAUCUCCUUAUGUGUAACUACAAGAACAUAGGAGCCACGAGGUAA
Thamnophis elegans (Western terrestrial garter snake) is the source of this 1437-nucleotide messenger RNA. It is a transcript of the gene CHRM2, whose product is annotated as cholinergic receptor muscarinic 2. The record is from RefSeq and is a predicted model, not a curated record. The transcript is spliced from 2 exons. NCBI's taxonomy places the organism in Eukaryota, Metazoa, Chordata, Lepidosauria, Squamata, Natricidae. Gene Ontology annotation, biological process: regulation of heart contraction; adenylate cyclase-inhibiting G protein-coupled acetylcholine receptor signaling pathway; G protein-coupled receptor signaling pathway, coupled to cyclic nucleotide second messenger. Gene Ontology annotation, cellular component: synapse; plasma membrane; dendrite. Bases 1 to 1437 code for a protein of 478 amino acids. Gene Ontology annotation, molecular function: G protein-coupled acetylcholine receptor activity; G protein-coupled serotonin receptor activity.